UCUGAAAAUAAAUGUGAAAGCAGUUCUUGGAGCCAAAAGCUUCCCAUAGAUAUAGCACGAAGGGGUCCUGUACCACCUGCUAAACAGUGCAUGCACGUCAAAUAUUACUGCGAAGAGAAUGUAUGGAAACUGUGUGAAGCUGUCAACAUUGACCGACCUGAAGAACUAGAAUUCUGUUCUGUUGUCUUUAUUUCAAAUGAAGAUAGGGCAGUUCCUAUCUGGCACCAGAAAAUUGGGAAGCCUAAUGAACCAGUUGUAUGGGAUUAUCAUGUCAUAUUUCUGUGGAGACUAGAAGGAGAGAGUUAUGUAUAUGACCUGGAUAGUAGUUUGCCUUUUCCCUGUAAACUGGAGAUGUAUAUUAAUGAAGCAAUUAAAUCAGAUGAUAUACUACAGCCACAGUAUCACAGGUUUUUCAGAGUGAUUGAUGCUAAGAUAUAUUUAAGACAUUUUGCAUCCAAUCGGAAACACAUGUUGGAUUCAACAGGGGCAUGGAGACAGGAACCUCCACCUUAUCCCUGUAUUAGAACAGAACAGACUGACAGUAACUUCCAGGAUUUUCUAAGCCUUGACCCUAACAUUGGUUAUGGAACAAUAUUUAGUUUGAAAUCUUUUAUUAAGAAGUAUGCAUUGCAUGAAAAUAAUGGUUUGAGUUGAAAUAAAGCUUAUUUAACAUAGAAA
Messenger RNA from Octopus bimaculoides (California two-spot octopus), 678 nucleotides. Its product is annotated as protein N-terminal glutamine amidohydrolase. Gene Ontology annotation, molecular function: protein-N-terminal glutamine amidohydrolase activity; protein-N-terminal asparagine amidohydrolase activity. Lineage: Eukaryota; Metazoa; Mollusca; Cephalopoda; Octopoda; Octopodidae. The record is from RefSeq and is a predicted model, not a curated record. Gene Ontology annotation, cellular component: nucleus; cytosol.